Cyprinodon tularosa is the source of this 2944-nucleotide messenger RNA. RefSeq lists its product as uncharacterized. Gene Ontology annotation, cellular component: membrane. The transcript is spliced from 3 exons. Gene Ontology annotation, molecular function: N-acetylgalactosaminide beta-1,3-galactosyltransferase activity. The record is from RefSeq and is a predicted model, not a curated record. NCBI's taxonomy places the organism in Eukaryota, Metazoa, Chordata, Actinopteri, Cyprinodontiformes, Cyprinodontidae. The coding region runs from base 127 to 1104 and encodes 325 amino acids.
AGGAAAGAAUUUUCUUCAGUUUUAUUUGAAAUUAAAACAGAUUUUCCUGAUCUUUGGCUGAAAAAUUAAUUGUUUUUGGUCAGCCCUCCAUACAUAUGUGUGUUUUUGACAGGUUAUUUUAGAAAAAUGAACCCUAAAAGUCUGAUGUUCACCAUGGGGAUGAUGACUGGAUUUUUGUGUCUUCACUCUCUGCUUAACUCCAUGGUUUCAGUAGAGAAGGUCUCAGUGAGGAAGGGAGCGCUUCAUGCCCUCGCAGUGCACACAGAACCAAGUAAAAAGGACAACUCUGCAGGAGGUUUCCCUAACUCUACACGGAUCUUAUGUUGGAUUCUGACUGGACCCAAGUACCUGGAAUCCCGGACAAAGCAUCUGAAACAAACCUGGACUAAACACUGCCACAAAGUGCUGUACAUGAGCUCAGUAAAGACAGAUUUUCCCACCGUUGGGCUGAACGUGAGCGAAGGGAGGGAAAACCUGUACUGGAAAACCAUCAGGGCAUUCCAGUACAUCCACCAGCACCACAUGGAUGAAGCUGACUGGUUCCUCAAGGCGGAUGAUGAUACUUAUGUGGUCAUAGAGAACCUGCAGUACAUCGUAUCCAAACUGGACCCAGGAAAGCCAUUGUACUUAGGUCGAAGGUUUCGCCCGUUCAUCAGUCAAGGCUACAUGAGCGGAGGAGCAGGUUAUGUCCUGAGUAAAGAGGCACUGAGAAGAUUUGUAAACGGUUUUCACACAGGAGAGUGUACUCACUUCUCUGACAUAGAGGACAUGGCUCUGGGGAGCUGUAUGGAGAAAAUGAAGGUGGAGCCAGUCGACACUCGAGACGUGAAGGGGAGGCAAACCUUCCACCCGUUUCCUUUGGACCAUUAUGUGAUCCGACAGCUACCAAGAGCUCGGCCUUGGCAUUUACUUUAUGACUACUACCCUCCAAAUGAGGGUCCAAACUGUUGCUCAGAUUUUGCUGUGUCCUUUCACUACAUCUAUCCUGUCCAGCAGUAUGUGUUGGAGUACUUCACCUAUCAUCUACGACCAUAUGGAUACUUUUAUAGAUAUAGACCCGAUGAAAGCAGGUACACAAACACCACAGAUAACAGCAGUGGGUGAGCAGCACAGGGGAACGGAAAAGGAUCCAGAGAAGGAGUGAAGAUAAGAAGCGGGAUGAGACGGGGUUUGGACAAUCAAAGCAAUACUGAAGCAAUAUUGCUGAUUCUUGUGGAAUCUGGGAAAACAGAGGAAGAGUUGGGAGGUUUGAGAAGCUAAAGAAUGGAUGAAAGUGACUAAAAGAAGAGCAGCCAGCAGAGUUUGCUGAUUAUUAACUGAAUAAAUGGGUGACUGGAGGUGGGGGGGGCUUUACUUCAUUUGGUGGAGCAUCCAUACAUGUUCUUUGGUGAGGUCUGGAGCAAUACUAAUAAUUAGCUUUGUCAUUUUCAACAUUCAGAGUCAGAGGCUCAGACACUUUUUUACCUCAAUUAAUACUUUCUUUUUUAAUAGCUUUCUUUUACUUUUUUAUUUUCUGAUCAGAGAAUGGAUAAUAUUAGAUAUCAGUAUGAAGGUCACUGCUGAAAAACUUUGCAGAUUCAUUUUACUCUUCCUGUCUCCGCCUUCCUUUCUCAUCUGGAUUUCAGCAAUCGAGCUAACGUGGGAGAAACAAGAUCAACUAGAAAGGCGUCUGCCUGGAAUGAAAUGCACGUUGGCUGGUUGAUGGUGUCUGUGCGCCUGUGGGGGGUUAUUCCCAGUCAACACUCCUGGGGGGUGCUGUCUAUCCACAAUGCAAAAGGACCCUAAAUGAUUUCUGCCUCUAAGCAAUAGAUAUCUUUCCUGGUUUAAUUUCAAAAUGUUGGACUUUGUUUCCAAGUUUGAAGACGUUUUUCUUCCCAUCCAGGAAGCUUUUUCAAUUCAAAAUCCCAGAAAUAGCGUUGAGUUUGAAGAUUUAUUUAGUAGCCCAAACAUUAGUUUUGGCUCAAACAUGCAAAUGGAACUAGAAGAACGGGUCCGCGUCUUUGGAAUGGGGAGUGGUUUAAGGUUCCUGGUUUAACGAUAUUUCUGGAGCCCAGAGUUGGGUUCUCUGACCAGCUUCAGCUAGUCUUCCACUGCCUGUUACAGGCCAAAGUUGUUUUUCUACUUUCCUUAUCUUAAACUUAUUAAAGUUAAACAUCUCUGUUUUUAUUCCAUAUAAUAGCGUGGAUACGCUGCUAAAGUCUGUGAUGUUUGAUCUGAGAAUAAUGUCAAAACCAAAUGUCAAAUGCAACAGCUAAAAGGAGAAGUCUAAACAAGGACGUUAUAUUUAUAAAUAAAAAGGGUUUAUUUUGGUUUUUACGGUGCUUUGUGUUUUAUUCAAUAUUCAAAUAUCGGUGGUCCUAUAUGGUCAAUUUAUCAGAACACCUACAAACACAGUAAGAUAUUGCAAAAAAGCAAUUCCCUUAAAAAGAAAAAAAAAACAGGAAAUGUCUUUAUAUUAAUGAAACUAAACUAUACCCUUACUGGUUUAAUUCUAAGAUCAAACUGAAGCCUUUGUUGGGCUGAGAAGCAUCUAAACCACAGAAACCAGUCUUUCAACAUCAUAAAUAGUAAAUAGGCACGACACAAGAACCAACAUGGUUUAAAUGCUGCAGGUGUUGUCCUCUUAUCAGCCCUGAAGGAAUGUGAUUGGCAGCAGGCCCAGCCUCCCUGCAACCCAUCGGCUACGUGUAGAUGCAGGCAUUCCUACAGUUCACCUCAUUCUCAAAGUUGUUUACAUUGCCGUGGCAACCUCCGAACCAAAACUGGGCGCAGGCCAGUAGUACCACCUGUGCUGUCGACAUGGACCGGGUUCAAGAGGCUGGUUGCAGCCCUGACCUGGAAGAAGAAGGAUCAUCACCAUCAUUUCAUGCAUCAAUGUGGCAGGUCACUGAGAAAAGGUUGAUUUUAAAGAUUCCUGUAAGGAUAUUAGUUUAUCAUUUCACUC